CAGCGUUGUAGUAUAGUGACUGUUGAGUGGCAUGAGUAAGUAGGGGUUUUCUUCUUUCUUCUCCCCCCUUCAAACACCAAUCAAUCUUCUAAUAAGGGGGGAAGCAGACCCCAAAACUCAUCUUCUUUCUCCUCCUCCUUCUACUCCAUUGUUGCCCAGGAAUGGAGAGUAAAGUGCCACCCGGGAGUUUCUUCCAUUUUUCUCCGGCUGUUGUUCGUCAGGACCCGCUCCACAGGUCUUCGCCGCCUCUCACAGAUCGUGAAAGGUAUUUGACGGAGUUAUUGGCGGAGAGGAAUAAGUUGGGACCAUUCAUGGGAGUAUUUCCCGUGUGCAACAGGCUUCUAAAUCAAGAAAUAAUGCAUGUCCUGGGAUUGUUAUCCAACCAAAUUGCGGAUCAUGAAAGAAUAGGACAUGAUAAUUUGUAUAGGUCCUUUGGGCAACACCUAAAUGGGGUGCUAGUAAACAUGGAUGCAUGGAAUGCUUCCAUACAACUAGAGGAAAACAAACUUCUUCAGAAAAUGGCCACGUUUCACCCCACACCUUUGGAUUGGGCUGUGGCACCCGGAACCACAACUACUAUAGUGAAGCGAGUAAUCAGACUGGAUGUUCCUGUGGAGAAAUUCCCGAAUUAUAAUUUUGUUGGCCGAAUUCUUGGACCACGUGGAAACUCCCUAAAAAGGGUUGAGGCCAUGACAGAAUGCAGGAUAUACAUUAGAGGCCGGGGCUCAGUAAAGGAUUCAAUCAAGGAGGAGAAACUAAAAGAUAAACCUGGGUACGAACACCUUCAAGAACCACUACACAUCCUCGUGGAGGCAGAAUUUUCCGAGGAUAUCAUAAAUGCCCGCAUAGAUUAUGCAGUGAAAAUCCUGGAAGACCUUCUAAAGCCUGUGGAUGAACCUAUGGAUCAGUAUAAGAAACAACAGCUAAGAGAACUGGCCAUGCUCAACGGAACGCUAAGAGAAGAGAGCCCGAGCAUGAGUCCAAGCAUGAGCCCGAGCAUGUCUCCAUUUAAAGCAACAGCAAUAAAACGAGCCAAGACAGGAAUAUAAUGAGUAACUUCUUGUAUUCAUGACAGCGGGUCUUCUCGUUGCUGGCAUCCGGAGUUCCUUGUAGCUCUCGUGUCUUCAGCUCGUUCCGGCUGGUUAUGCAAUCCAUCCUCGAGUUUGAAUUCAGCGAGCAAUGUCAGGAGCUCAGACGGGCGGGUCUAUUAGACAGGGGAAAACGGUAUUUUGGCUUGGUCUUCGAUUAGAUUUUGGGUGCAAGUUCAAAUGUUCAAUUGUUCAAUAUCAAGUAGCAAUAAUCGAAUUUUCGUUUCUAAUCAGUUUUGUGUAGUAGAUAGUCAGAACUGCAGUAUUGACUUUUGUGUUACUCACCUGAAAAGACUUAAUAGGAAAUUCGACAUGAUAAGCUUGAUGGACUCAUAUGUAUUGCUACCAUUUACCAAUUCAAUGUGAAGAUUUAGUUCUCUUAA
Messenger RNA from Ipomoea triloba (trilobed morning glory), 1471 nucleotides. RefSeq names its product KH domain-containing protein At1g09660/At1g09670. Lineage: Eukaryota; Viridiplantae; Streptophyta; Magnoliopsida; Solanales; Convolvulaceae. Bases 162 to 1049 code for a protein of 295 amino acids. The transcript has 8 exons. The record is from RefSeq and is a predicted model, not a curated record. Gene Ontology annotation, molecular function: mRNA binding. Gene Ontology annotation, cellular component: nucleus. Gene Ontology annotation, biological process: regulation of mRNA splicing, via spliceosome.